AUGCAGUUCAAGAACCUCGUCCUCACUCCUCUCGUUGCCGCUGGCAUCGCCUCUGCCGCUCCCAACCCCGAUGUCAAGGUCUUCCAGGCUGUUGCCCUUCGAUCUGCUAGCCCUAUUCAUCACACAAACCUCCAGGCUUCCAUGAAUGGCUUUGCCCUGAAGCUCAAGGACCAGGGUGCAUCUUGUGACCGUGGUGCCAAGGAGAAUGCCGCUACCUUUACCCUCAACACCAAGACCAAGGAGAUGCUUCUCUACUCUACUAGCAACCCGCGCCAGCAGGCAUUCACAGACCGCUCAGGUAUGGGCCAAGGCAUGCUGGGUUACCGCACUGGCGCCCAGCCUCUCUGCACCCGCUGUGAGCAGGACAAGUGGUCCAUCAACGAGAACAACUUCCUCCAGUACGAUGACCGCGACAACUUCAUCGCCUGCCCUCAGGAGGAUGGCUCUUACUCCGUCUUCACCAGCGCUGGUGUCGACAACCCCGCUGGUAACAAGGACUGUGUCUCUGUCACCUUUGCCGUCAGCGAGGUCAGCGAGCCCGUUGGCUGCCUCUACUCCCAGCAGGGCCAGUAA
Messenger RNA from Fusarium venenatum, 573 nucleotides. RefSeq lists its product as uncharacterized. Lineage: Eukaryota; Fungi; Ascomycota; Sordariomycetes; Hypocreales; Nectriaceae. The record is from RefSeq and is a predicted model, not a curated record.